UUAUGUUUCAUAUAUGAUAUUCUAGAAAUGGCAUUAAUUUUAUAAUUUUUAUUUUAUCCUUAUCUUUCUUUUAUUAUUUGCCUUUUUGUCUAUAUUUGUUUCAUCUAAUUAUAAUGUUACAUAUGAAUUAUUAUAUUGAAUUGAAUAUAUUGAAUUAACUAAACAAACUUCUUAAUAUGGAUUAAUCGAUUAACUUAUCGAAAUAUUAUUAUCUACAUAAUUAUCGAUAUUCGCCUUUGGCGGAUGAAACGAUAAUAAUUUUUAAGAUUAACAAAAAAUUAUAAAUAGAUAAUAGAUAUAUUCAAAGUUAUUAAGAAAAAUUCAUUGACGAAGAAUUUUUCUCUUUUUUUUGCAAUUUUUAUGACUACAUCAUUGACAUUAUUAUUUCACCUAUGCCAUCUAUAUUAUAUUUAGCAAUUGCGGUUAUUAAAUAGUGACUCCAUUACUGAAUCAAGAUCGACUCUCUUACUAUCAAUUCAUCCUUAAAUUUUUUUUAAAUUUUUCAAUCUGAUUUCUGAUGGUGUGAUCAAAAAUGCUUUAAUUGCAUUUUGCAUUUUAUAAUGCAUCUAAAAAACGCUUUAAAUUAAAACUUUUGAUAUAUUUUCAAUUAAUAUUUAAUGUGGCCUUCGUCAUUGUAUAUUGUUAUAUUUAUACGUUUUAACGUUUAAUUACUAAAUUUCAUAUAUUGACAAAUUUAUGUUCACGUAAAAGUUUAGUUUCAAAAAUUUAAUAUGUUGAAAGAAACUGUAAGCAGUUGGACAAUCGGAUUAUAUUCAUUUGCUGAGAUUUCACAAUUUACUCCAAUGGUUUCGAAUUUGUGGGAUAAAGAAACAUUUAAUAUAGCAUAUGUACAUGGCACAAAAAUAAAAAAAUCCGAUAUAUUAGUUGGAUAUUUAAUUAUAUUUUGGAUUAUUUUAUAUUUUAUAUAUGAAAAGUGCCUUAAUUCGUUACUUCGACAAAUGCGCAUUCCAUUGAUGCAAAGAAAUAGAAUAAUCAAAGCUAUAUGGAAUUGUGGAUUUUGCUUUGGUAGCAUUUGUUACCUAAAAUCAUCUUCGAUUAAAACAUUAAAUUUGUUCCCUGAAGAACGAAUAACACAUGAAGAAUUGGGUGUUAUUUUACAUAAAAGCUUUUACUUUCAUCAAGCAGGAUUAGAGAUUUUAUGUCAUGGAACUUGGAUAAAAGGCUGGGCCAAUUUAUUAUUUGCAUCUUUUGUCAUAAAUCCAUAUCAAGAAAAAUGGUGUACAGUAGUGAGUACGUUUCUAUUUUACAAAGCAGUUGAUACUAUUAUAAUAAAUAUUUGUCGAAUCUUAUUAUGUAUAUUUCAUUUUACUGGAAGAAAGUUAUCUAAAUUAUUCUUCUGCUUUCAUUGUCUUAAUUGGAUAUAUUUAUAUGUAUUAUUUGUACCAAAAUUGAUGUUAUGGUCAGGAUAUAUAGAACAGACAAGAGCUCAGUUUAGUUUAUGGCUAUGGUUUAUAACAGAAUGUCUAGAUUCUGUAUGGAUCAAACUUUUAGGAUGUGCAAAAGCUACUCAUUGGUUAGAAAUUUGUUUAUUUCCCUCACCAACACAAGAAGCAAUUGAAUUAGCAGGAAUACAAAAACGACAUAGAGAUUCCUUAAAGAAAUUAGUUAACAAAACAUCAAAAAAAACUGAACUCUGGCAAACACUAUUUUGUGCUGUGGCUAUUAAAAAAAAGAUCAAAAGAAUUCGUCAAGCAAAGCAAAAUGAUUGUAUAUCAAUAUCUGAUGUUACAGAAAAAAAAUUAAUUCAGAUAGAGAAAAAAAACGAGAUAAAUGAACAACAAAAAAAUGAAUUUAAGGAGCAUAACAUAGAGUAUAAAAUCGAAAACGAAUAAUAUAAAUUUAAAUCAAAUUUACAAACUUUAUUAAAAUUAAUUAUGAAAAAAAUUUAAAUAAAAAAUAUUAAAGAAUUAAAAGAAAAAAAUAAAAUGCUCAAACUCUUAUAAUUUUUCAUUAAAUCAAGUUUAUUUAAAAAUUUUAUACAAAUAUCUAUUUAUACAUAUAAAUAUAUCCAUAUACUUUUUUUUUUACCUUUUUCUAGAAAUUUUUGUUAUUUAUUUAUUUAUUAAAUUCAUUAUAAAUAUGAUAAAUGUGAAAUUAAUAAUGUUAUUUUUAUAUAUUAUGUCUUCUUUUAAAAUUUUAUGCAAUUAACCAAAUAUUUUAAUGCUAGCAAUAUUUGCAAAAUAUGCAAAUAAAGAUGUAAUAUAAAGAUGAAUAUUUAAAAACAAUAUUUCAUACUUAUUAAAUGUUUAUUUAACAAAUCCUCGAUUUAGAAAUGAUAAUGAUGAAAUGUCUUUUAAAAUUAUUUAUUAUUUAUUUUUUAAAUAUUAAGCUGCAGAAAUAAAAUCUACAAAAAGUAAUAUUUUUAAUAAUGAUAAUUUUAAUACUGAUUAUACAAAAUAAUAUUGUCUUUACUUUUAUGAAAUGUGAAUUUUACAGUAUAGUAUUAUAUAUAAAAGAAACUUACGAUUGCAAAACAAAUUAAAUUUUAAUAUUAUAUUUAGCAUAAAGUAAAUAUUUAAAAUAAUAUUUUGUUGUUUUUUUUUUAAAUCAAAAAAAAAAUGUAUAAUUUUUACAUAUAUAGAUUUAAAUAAUAGAAAAUUGAUAAAAAUUUGGGAAGUAAAAAAUUUUCAACUUGAUAUUUAUAUACAAAAUAUAAAAUUUAUUAUUGUUUAGCUUAUUAUUUCUUUAAUUAGAAAAUAGAAAAUAAUAAUCAUUGUUUAUACAAUUUUUAUUUAAAAUUAAAAUUGUAAAAUAAAGAAUUAAAAAAAAAUUAUUAAAUAUAUGUUUAAAACAAAUUGCAAUAAGUUAAAUAUAUAAUCUAAAUAAAAUUGUAUGUAUUCAUGCUAAUAUUUUACUAUAUAAUUUUACUAAAGAAAAAUUAAACAAAUGACACAUUGUUCCUAGAUAUAUAAAGUUUUAUUUCUGAUCAUUUUGGACUGUGUCAAUAAAAUAUAGUACAUGUAUUUAGGCUGAAUUGUUCCACGAUGUUAUACAAUUUAAUGAAAAAUAUUAUAAACGAAUGUUUGAAUAAAAUCCUAUUCAGUAUGGCAGCAGCAUCAUAUGCCUCGUUAAUAUCAAUUUCUAAAAAUUGUUAAAAUAUUUAGUUUAGAAACUUAUACAUAAAAUGUUGUAUUAUACAAAUGCAUAAUACAUUCUUUUUUUUUUGACUUGACAACAAUUAAUGAUAAAAUAAUUCAAGCGAUCUUAUUUUUAUAUCAAUGUCUGAUGAGAAAUAUCAUAGUUUCUAUGUUUUUGUAAAUGUGUAAAUAUAUCUUUGUUAAUGUAAUAAAAGAAUUAUAAUUUUGUUUGCAAAUAGAUAUUAGAUAAGAUGACUCAAAUUAAGUGUCACAUGAAAUAGCUACUAAUUAUAACAUGAUAUUUUAUUUAGAAUCUAAGGUCACUUAUAUAUAAAUAAUGGUAUAUUAUUCAAGUCAAAAAUUCAGAAAGAUAUAAAUUGUAAGAAUUUUGACAUUAUUAUUUGAUACUUUAUUUACAAGAUAUUUUCAAAGUUACAUUCUUAAUUUCUUAAACACAUUAUUUCUCUUAUUUUCUCUUAUGACCUUAGAUUGUUUAAAAAUAAUUUUUUUGGAUUUAUUAAAUUUUCUUUUAUAAAAUAAAGUUAUGAGAUUCUACUAAAAAAAGUACAAAAAAUGUAAAAAAGUAAAAAACUAAAUUUAUACCUUUUUAUAACUGCUUCAUUUGACACUUAUCUUGAAAUAUCUCAAUGCAUUGUAACAUUAUAUUAUUGUAACAUUUCAAGAAAUAUUUACAAAAAAUAUUUUUUGAAAAAAAUUAUAUAAAUAUUUAAUUCUUUGAACAAUAAUGUAUCUAAAUAAUCUCGUUUGUGAUUAAAAAUCAUGUUCGUCGCAUUUUUUAAAGUUCAUUCAAACAAUGUAUAUCUUAUUGUAUUAACAAAUGAAAAUCACAUAUAAAGUGAAAAUGCAUAAUCGAAUCGAUGAUAAAAUAUUUAACCAUAGGUUGAUUAAUUAUGCCUUAUGCAUAAUCCGAUGAGUAAAACUACAUUUAAUAUAGCAACACUUCUCUCCCUGAAUGCGUUGUGAGUCCGAGUGCUGAAUAAGGCCAUUUCAUGUGAAUGACGACCGUUAAAAGUUCAACACACCAUUUAUAAAAUCUUUUCCUCUAUUGGAACAACAUUUUCAAUCUCGUAAAUGAAGACAAACUCUGCUUAAUUUACGUAAGUUUUAUAAUCGAGCUUAUAGACACACUCACAAAAUAUCUUGCCAUAUUACUUUUAUCGUGUGUGGUAAUGAUUAUUUAUAAUAUUUAUAUAUAUAUAUAUAUACACAUAAUGUAUACAUAUAUAUACAUAUACACCUACAUAUAUAUAUAUAUAUACAUAUACACACACAUAUACAUAUAUAUAAUUAAAUUGUUUGUAACUUACGUUGAGUAACUAUCACUGCGCUUAUUUCCUCGUAAUAACAUAUAAUCAGUUUCUCUUUUCUUUUUUUUUCUACUUUUUAUUUUUAUUUUUUUUUUUUUGUUUCAUUAUUAUUCUUCAUUCACACAGAUAUCUUUCACGCACUCUCUCAAACGACAAAAAAUUAAAAUAAAAAAAUAUUAAUAAACAUAAGAUCCAUAUGUAAAAUCCAUAUUAAUGUCAUGACCACGCCAGCCAGCGAUAAUUUUAAUUUUUUUUAUUUCCUUGAAAUUGUUUUCUUCUUAUCUUCACCGUUUUUGAAAGAAAUGUUUUAUUAUAAAUCACAAUAAUGAUAAAAUUUACUGGAUGAAUUUAUAUUAUUGAAUAAUUCAUUGAUUAGAUUUCUUCGGAGUAGUGCAUACAAAAUUGUCAAAAUGUUUUUCCUUUUCAAUGUAUUCUUGUUGACUACUGGCAGGCAUUAGUGGUUCGUCGUGAUACAGACGAUAAGCCGAAUGGUAGGACUAAGUUAAAAAAUCUACGAUCAGCGAUCAAAAAAGAAUUUUUGUCGAAAGAAUUUUUAAGCUUCACUCUUAAGACAUAAAAUUCUGGAUAUUCUUCAUAUAUACUUAAUUAACAAUAAUUUUACCAAUCAGGCUCUACUUAUUUUCUUGUUUUUAUAAUUUUUUUUAUUUUAUUUUUUGCAAGUUUAUUGGGCUGGAACAACAGUAAAUCGCAAACAUAUGACUGUUGCUCAUCAAAAGUAAGUCAUUAAUUUCGUAGUUUAGGAAGACAGUAAAUUAUUCAGAACGCGAUUGCAAUAAUAAACAGUUGCAACGUUUUCAUUUUUCUUCGUGCAUUUCAUCUUGUUUUCUUGUCCCUUCAUGCACGCCAUGUUAAUAUGUGUAAUAAACAUUUCACAGUUCGUCGGUGGUCUGGAACGAACGUAAUUACGAAAGUGUAUCUUAUUACAAACAUAUUACGUAUUAUGAGCAAUAAAAGUUGAGUCAGUGAAACUUUCUUAGGCCCAACACUUCUUUUUUUCUUAUUUCUUUUCUUAUCGCCACUUUGCGCGCUUUAUAUGGAUGCAAAUAUUUAGAAUUUACAACUUCACACCUAGAGAGACACGCGAUUUCAUUCUCUAUUCUUUUCCUUGUUUUUUUUUAUUUUGUGAAAAUAUGGCCCCAUUGUUACAGGCUCGAUGUAAACUUUAGAAAUUGUUCUCUUCCUUCCUGAGUCUGCAACAGGCUUUAUCGAAUUCCAUGCCAUAUACAUGUCAAUGAUUGUGAUCCUUUUUAUAUAAUUUUUAUAAUUGCUUUAAUUUAUCGUUGAUCUUUAUUUUAAAGCUCAUUUCAAUUUGAAACUACAUUGUGUAAAAUAUAACACUUCGGUCCCAUGUUUUUUUAUAAUUUUUGUUCUUCGUAUUUAAUAACAUAUGAGAACACUUUAAUGCGAUAUAAUUACAAAAUAGUGUUCUUUGAGAUUUUUUUUUCAAGUUAAUGGAACAUUAGUGUUACUUUAAACAUUUAUAAACAACAAAUAAAUAUUACAUUUUUAGUUUUUUAUAUCUAUUAUUUAAUUCAAUCACCCUUGAAAUAGUAACAUCUAAUAUAAUAUGUUUAUCGAUUUAUUUUUUUAAAGAAUCACAACUAUACCGUGAAUGCAACUGGCAUAAAAUCGAACCUUCUUUAAGUCUCUCCGUAUUAAUUCUAUAUUGUGUACAUAUUUUGACAACCUGAUCAUUCUAUCUUUCGUUCGUUUUGUAAUAUUAACAAUAAAAUCACGAGUCAAAAGUCGUUUGCUUUCAACUUUUAUGCAGAAACAUAUUUCUUGACCAUUACAAUUCGAAUUUUAAUCUUUUAUGUGAAAACAAAAGAAAUAUAUCAUAAUUAUUUAGAAAUAUGAUUUUCAAAGAUUGCAAUCAAGGUCAAAAAAUAUGUUUAAUUACAUUUAUUCCAGUUCCGUUUCAUCUAAUUUUCAUUCAUUUUUGUUAGUUUUAUUCCUAUGUAUGACCGCUUGUGUGCGUAUGCUUUGAGAAUCCUCGCCUCGAGCGGGCAAACAGCAGUUAAUUGGCCAUUAGUCAUAUAAUUCACGCGAAAAGUCGAAGACUCACCGAGGCUUCAGUCUUUCAGUCGUUUAUACCAGGGACGUAAAACCUCUAUUUCAAUAGUAUUCGCAAGAAUAUUAGAAUUUCUUAAAUUUGAAUAAAAUCUAAAAAUAUUUGGACACAUCUACUAAUGUCUAUUCCAAUGUAUAUUUAUCAUUCUUGUAUUACAAAUCAAUCAAUUUAAAAAAAAGAAUUGUAAUUCUUAUGAGAAUCAAAUAACUGACUUUAAUAUCCGAUACCAAUAAUGAAUCGAGAUUAAAGCGAUAGAAGUAGAAGUAUCUUUAAUAGUAUUAGAAAUACUUUAACGUAUCAGCCGUUUCGGAUCUAGCAAAAUGACGAUCAGUGUAAGUCAUCAAUGUCAAUUAACGCUAACAGACUUUCUGUACAAUUUAUAAAUACUAUCAAAAUGAUUGAUAGUAUAUGGGUAUUCUUUAUAGAGUCCCUGGUCAACGUGAACGCAUUUCGUAUUUGUUCUUACGUGUUGCGUAAUACAUUGUGUGUGUGUGUGUGUGUAUAUAUAUAUAUAUAUACACACACACAUAUAUGUAUGUAUGUAUAUGUAUGUAGUAUAUGUGUAUAAACGCAUGUAUGUGUAUGUGAGCAUGCGUUGUACGUGAAGAAUAACGAAAUUGAACAAUUGUUUUUCAGAGGCUCGUAACGAUGUGUGGCUUGGCAGUGGUGGAAGCGAUCUCGGACAGUCGUACGUCAAUGGGAAUGCGAUCGUCGUAAAGCGUUGGUGCCUGCAGGAUGAUUCCUGCCGUACCGACGACUACGGCUAAUGUAAAAAUCCAGAGGAAUAGCCUGUCAAGCACCAUCGCGACAUAUUUCCAAUCUUCCUUGACCUAAAAAAUUAAAUAUAAUUAAAUUGAUGAAAUAAAUAAUUUCAAGAUUAUUAUAUUACAUUAUAAUUAAUUAAGAAAACUUUUAAAUAAUUUAUUCUUUAUUUUAAGCAUAUUAUUUUAUUUUGCAAAAUCAAAAAUAAAAUAAAGAUUCGCAUACUCUGGUA
Molecule: messenger RNA, 7512 nt
Organism: Apis cerana (Asiatic honeybee)
Lineage: Eukaryota; Metazoa; Arthropoda; Insecta; Hymenoptera; Apidae
Source: RefSeq, a predicted model, not a curated record